This is a messenger RNA of Prunus armeniaca (apricot), 255 nucleotides long. The record is from the annotation of a GenBank genome assembly. NCBI's taxonomy places the organism in Eukaryota, Viridiplantae, Streptophyta, Magnoliopsida, Rosales, Rosaceae.
AUGGCGGCUGGACGACGGAGAACGAAGCUGGCGAAAAAUCGGCCUGAAAUUCCCAUUUUCCGACGGCUGGAGCGGCGGCCGAUGUCGGGGAGGGGCUGGGUCGUGACGCCGGGGCUGAGCCGAUCCUUUUGGCACCAGUCCCUCCGCAACCGUGACCGGUGGCCAGAGUUUCGAAAAGAGAGAGACAGCUGUCGUCGCGAGGAGAGAGAGAGAGAGAGAGAGAGAGAGUGCGCCGGGAGAGAGAGAGAGAGAUAA